AUGGAGGAGAGAGGCUGGGACUUACACCUCUCCAACAACAGAAACUACACUGACUCUCCCACCCUGAUCCAGGCCCCCUGCCCCACUGCGGCCACGUCCACCCUGUCCGUCUGCUCCAGCGCCCUGAGCUGGCAGCGGCUCUGCCUGCCCAGUUCCUGCACCGGCUCCUGCUGGCAGGUGGACGACUGUCCAGAGAGCUGCUGCGAGCCCCCUGCCAUGCCCCCAGCGGCUGCCCCGGCCCCCUGCCCGACCCUCGUCUGCGCCCCAGUGAGCUGCGUGUCCAGCCCCUGCUGCCAACCAGCCUGCACCAGCCCCUGCACGGCCUUGUGCUGCCAACAGUCUAGCUGCCAGCCCCACUGCUGCACCUGCUUCCCCUGCCAGCAGGCCUGCUGUGUGCCCGUCUGCUGCAAGCCUGCGUGCUGCACACCUAUCUGUUGCACACCUGUCUGCUGCAAGCCCGUCUGCUGCAAGCCUGUCUGUUGUACACCUGUCUGCUGCACACCUGUGUGCCGCGAGCCCGUGUGCUGUGAGGCCGCCCCCUGCUCAGCCCCCUCGUGCUGCCAGCCCACCCCCUGCCCCUCGUCCUGCCACAGACCCUCCUCCUCCGCGUCCCUGCUCUGCUGUCCCGCGUGUUCCCGCCCUGCCUGCUGUGUCCCCACCUUGGUGGCUGCCCAGAGGCAACCCCAGAGGGGGUUUGAACACGCCGUCCAUCCCACAGACCCCUCGACCAGGGUGGACUGCAGGCCCCGGGCGCCUCCUCUGCGGGGCCCACCGUCCCCAAAGCCGGCAGGGGAGGCGGGCGUGGGGGCCGAAGGCUGGGACCCUGAGCAGGCCCUGGGCUCCUCCCAUGCCCACACCCGUGCCUGUGCAGGCCACAGCGCAGACCCGGAAGGAGAGAAUCGGCUCCGGCAGAGUCUGAUCCUCGUGUCUUUCAGCCGGAAGCACCGCAUCCUCGGCUCGUGGCGUAGCGUCUGGCGUCCCUCUUCCCGCGGCCUCCCCUUCUGUGGCCGAGUCUCCCCGGCCCCUCUCGCAAGUCCCACCCGGAUGACUCAGGACCAUCCCCCGUCACAAGACCCUUACUUUACUCCCGUUGGCAAAAUCGCUUUGCCGUCCCAGCCCCACGCCCCCGUGUGCCACACCAGCUGCCCCUAGGGCUGCCCGGCUGCCUGCCGCGUGCCCAGCUCCUGCCAGCCGUCCUGCUGCACGUCCAGCCCCUGCCAGGCGACCGGCAUGCCCGUGAGCUGCAAGCCAGUUGUAUACAUGCCCGUGAGCCGCAAGCCUGCCGUGUGCCUGCCCGCAAGCUACAAGCCUGUGUGCGUGGCCUCCUCCUGCCAUUCCUCUGUGUGCUGCCAGCCCUUCCGCCCCACCCUGGUCUGCAGACCCGUCCCUUCAGUGAAUCGGGAGAUCGCCAACCUCCCCAUGGCUGAGCGACAUUUCUCCGUCGGAAUCCGGUAA
Molecule: messenger RNA, 1455 nt
Organism: Mesoplodon densirostris (Blainville's beaked whale)
Lineage: Eukaryota; Metazoa; Chordata; Mammalia; Artiodactyla; Ziphiidae
Product: keratin-associated protein 16-1-like
Cellular component (GO): keratin filament
Source: RefSeq, a predicted model, not a curated record